AUGAGACUCGUUACUCAAUCCGAACAAGACAGUGCUAGCCGAUAUGCCAUGAAAGGAUUUGCCGUAGGAGCCGCCCAAUGGGCCGGUGUGGGUUUGUUCGCCUCGGCCUUGGCUUACUCCUUUUUGCCUUGGUACCGCCGAACACAAACAGUGAACAAGUUUUAUAUUGUCAUGUGUUUUGGUUUGGGUGGCGGUGCUUACAAGUCCGAUCGCUAUAUGGUCAACUACGAACGUCGUGGCCGAGCACAGUUGCUGGACGAAGCGACUCGUUUGCGAUAUGAAAUAAUUUACGGUGAGACGGACAAAGAGCGUGAGGAA
This is a messenger RNA of Radiomyces spectabilis, 318 nucleotides long. RefSeq lists its product as uncharacterized. The transcript has 2 exons. Lineage: Eukaryota; Fungi; Mucoromycota; Mucoromycetes; Mucorales; Radiomycetaceae. The annotation marks the transcript as partial. The record is from RefSeq and is a predicted model, not a curated record.